AUGUCUACUUCAAUCUCCAUUCAGAAGGCCAACCUCGCCGACGCCCGUGAGACCUUUGAAGCGGCCCUUCUGAGUCUCUUCACAGGCAAAGUCGAAAAUACGGAGUCAGAUCUCGAGAAGAUAUUCCAUCCCGACUUCACCUUCCGCGACUCGCGCGAGGACGGCCUGGUCAAGCACAAAGACUAUGCCGACUGGGUCAAACACGUCAAAUUCCUCCGCACGGCUGAUAUCGGUCUUGUGGACUUCAAAAUCGUCCAGUUCUUGAGAGACGGCUCUCUGCUCGCCGAGCGCCACAUCGCGCAGGGCAAAGGACCCGACGGAAAGGUCGUGCAGUCGGAGACGAUGAUAUUCGCCGAGAUUGCCGAGGACGGAAGGGUCAAGUCUAUUGUUGAGAACGUCAAUCUGAAUGAGCCGGUCAAGAAAUAG
Colletotrichum karsti is the source of this 426-nucleotide messenger RNA. RefSeq lists its product as uncharacterized. The transcript has a single exon. The record is from RefSeq and is a predicted model, not a curated record. Bases 1 to 426 code for a protein of 141 amino acids. Lineage: Eukaryota; Fungi; Ascomycota; Sordariomycetes; Glomerellales; Glomerellaceae.